GUUAUCAUGUCAUGACAAAUCUGUCAAGAUACCGCACUUAACCUCCUCGACUUCUCUAAUUUCCAAUUUCAAUUAUUCCUAAAUUAAUUCCGCCGGUUAUCUAUUCAAAUUACAGAAUAAUGUCAAGCUCUCCGGGUGGCUUAUCAUCUCUAAAAUGGCAGAUCGCUCUAGGAUUAGGUGUGGCCGGGGCUAUAGGACUAACAUAUUGGUAUAUGAGAUCUAGUAAAAAUCAAACUUUACAUGCAGUAGAAGAAACACCCGUUGAAAAGGAAGAAACCCCUUUUCAACGGGCUCAAAGAUAUAAAACCGAAGGAAACGAGCUAUUCAAGCGAGGUAAAUACGACGAAGCGAUUGCUUCUUACAAUAAAGCCAUUGACACCAUCCCACAAGAGUACAAAACAGACUUAGCAACUUACUAUCAAAAUAGAGCAGCAGCUUAUGAACAACUGAAGAAAUGGAGUGCGGUGAUUUCCGAUUGUGAUAAAGCUAUUGAGCUAAAUCAUAAAUAUGAAAAAGCAUUAUACAGAAGAGCAAAAGCAUAUGAGAUCAUAAAAGACUGGGAGAAUGCUUUAGAUGAUGUUACAUCUGUUUGUUUACUUCAGAACUUUGGAAAUCAGAGUGCAUUGUUAAUGGCUGAUAGAGUUCUAAAAGAAUUGGGUAAGAAAAAUGCUUCUGAAGCCAUGAAAAAUAGAGUGCCAGUAAUUCCAUCUAAGAACUUCAUCAAAACAUAUUUUGCCUCAUUUUCUGAGGAUCCUGUCUAUAAAAAGUUAUUAGAAACGACACAGCCAUUAGGACAAGGAGAAUUAAAAGGUUUCUUAAAAGCCAAACUGGCUUUUGCAACAGAACGAUAUGAGGAAAUUAUUCCCGCAUGUACAGAAGAAUUGAAUUUAAGUGAGGCAGAGUCAAAUUUCAAAAAUGAGGCACUUUCUUUGAGAGCAUCUUUCAAUUUCCUCACUGGUCAGUUUAAAGAAGCAGUAGAGGACUUAAGUAAUAUAAUAAAUGCUGAAGAAGCUGAUCUUAAAAUUAAAGUUAACGCAUUGAUAAAGAGAGCAUCAAUUAAUAUGCAAACAGAACAAUUAGAUGAGUGUCUGGAUGAUUUUGAUAAAGCUGCUAGUUUGGGUAUUGAAGUUUCAGAUGUUUUCCAUCACCGCGGUCAGGUGAAAUUGUUGAUGGAAAAGACUGAAGAGGCGCGUAGCGAUUUCGAAAAAGCAGUGGAACUGAAUCCCAACUUCCCGAUCGCGGUAGUUCAGAAAUGUUACACUGACUACAGACACGCGAUGCAAACACAGAACGCCGUCCUCCUAAUGCGCAGUCUGGAGGAUUUCAGGAACGCCAUCGAGAAAUUCCCUAGCUGCGCGGAAACGUACAUUUUAUUUGCUCAAGUUCAGACGGAACGUCAAGAAUUUUCAUCGGCCGAAGACUUAUACCAGAAAGCUAUGAAAAUCGACUCUACUAACGCUUCUGUGUAUGUACACAGGGGAUUACUUUUAUUGCAGUGGAAAGGAGAAAUCGAAAAUGCCGUCCAGCUGAUGCGCGACGCUAUUAAAAUUGAUGAAAAGUGCGAAUUUGCGUAUGAAACGCUAGGAACGGUAGAAGUUCAAAGGGGCAAUUUGAUAAUCGCCAUCGAUCUAUUUAACAAGGCAAUAGCCUUGGCAAGGUCUGAGAUGGAGAUGGUACAUUUGUUCUCCUUAAGAGACGCUGCAGCAUCGCAAUUGAAGAUCGCCUCAAGGAUGGGUAUCGGACCAACAUUGAUGACAUAAUUCCAUAAAAAACGUACGAAAAAAAGAUAGUCUAAUUUUUUGUUGAUGUAAAUGUUAAUAUUCACAUUAUGUUAUAUAUUUGAUCGUUAAAUUUCCAAAUGAAUGAAACAUUGUCGCUAGAACUUUGAAUUUUUAUGUUAUUUCGUGUUCCAAAAUCAGAAUGUAGUUUUGGAUUAAAAUUGGACAAAUUGUUUUUACAAAUUCUCUAUACAGGUGUCCACCAAAAAGUUUGCAACAAAAAGGAUAUUUUUUUAAUUAUAGAGUAACUUAAAACAUGUGGAAUCAAAAAUUAAACAAUCUAACAACAAUGUGAAGUUUGAAGUUCAAACCUCAAAAAUAUGAACCUGAAACAUGUAAGUGGAAUCACAAUAAAUGAUACCAAAAAAUAUCAAGUGAUUCAGAAUUCCAGCCCUUUGAGAAACUACAUAAUAAAAAAAUCCUUUGACGUGAACUUUUUGUCACUGUAAAAUAUUCCAUAGUUAUGAAGAGGGUAGUGUCGUAGUGUGUACAAUAAAGGCAAGAAUGCAUUUUAAACACAGUUGUUACACUGCCGCAAAUAUUAUUAUAUUAAACUAGAAAUAUAUGGUUUUUUAAUAAAAAAAUA
This is a messenger RNA of Sitophilus oryzae (rice weevil), 2364 nucleotides long. RefSeq names its product mitochondrial import receptor subunit TOM70 (gene Tom70). Gene Ontology annotation, molecular function: protein binding. The coding region runs from base 120 to 1760 and encodes 546 amino acids. NCBI's taxonomy places the organism in Eukaryota, Metazoa, Arthropoda, Insecta, Coleoptera, Curculionidae. The record is from RefSeq and is a predicted model, not a curated record. The transcript has 6 exons.